Amoebophrya sp. A120 is the source of this 10608-nucleotide messenger RNA. NCBI's taxonomy places the organism in Eukaryota, Dinophyceae, Syndiniales, Amoebophryaceae. The record is from the annotation of a GenBank genome assembly.
CGAAGCGGCGAACCCUAAAAUUGAUAUUUUCUCAAUGCCGAUUGAUUUUUUUAAAAUUUCUGAAAAUCGGCCUCCCAAUUUUGAGUAACGGCGCACCUAAAAACGUGUGUCUGUAGUUGAAGAGUCAGCAGGAUUGCCAGCCAAUAAAUGGGGGCAGCGAUUCAAAUGAAAGGACGCAAUGCGCGCAAAAAGCGGCAACCUUUUCCGCGUGUUUCGGCUGUCUAUGCGAUGCAAAGAACUACACUCAAGCAACUGCUGCGCGCGGGGAUUCUUGAAUUGCUUUCGAGCGCAAUCGGUUUUCGCUCACUUUUGACUUGGCCGUCGCGUCGGGUCUCUUGUAGGUUGGCGCCCCGUGAGACGUCGUGAGCGCCGGACUGGCCACGCGAGGCAAUCUCGCCAACCUUCCGCAUGGGAGGGGCACACUAGAAGGCACUUCGCCACCGAGCGACGCGGUAUUCGGGGACGCCACUCGGUUGUGCCGUUGCGUUUGCAGUGUUCGCGAUGGCUUCCCGAAGGGGCAGGUGUGGCGUGUGUGGUCUCCGACAAGGCAGUGGAGGGCGUCCUUGCGCCCACGUUUUGCCCCCGAAAAGUGUCUGGAUGGUCGGCAAAGCGGCCCAAAAAUUGGCUUUUUUUCUCGUCAAAAAUGCCCAAAAAGUUGCUCCUCAAAAAGGCCCAAAAGUUGGCUUUUUUGAAUUCAAUUGCGCGGGUUGGCCCAAAACAGCCAACCCGCGGCGCGGGUUGGCCCAAAACACCCUACCCGCGCCGAAAACACCCAACCCGCGCAAUUGAAUUCAAAAGUGGCGCUUUUUUUGAACAUUUAUGAAGUUCAAAAAUGGCGCGUUUUUUGAUCUGAAAAGGACUCCACUGUGGACACUUCGGAGCGCCUGUGUGGCCAUCCAGCCUCUUCGGAUGCCCCUUCCGAGGCCCGGAAUGCAUCUGCGUGGCUUGUCCGAGUGGCUUUUCGCAGUGUAACUCGGCGAAGAAAAGCGCACGCGCUCGGCUUGGGGUGCUUGUUCUUUCUUACUUCCCUUUGAUGUUUGCUGAACCUCCAAAGCGGUUUGUUGGCCAAGCAAAGUCACGGAAGGAGCCGCUGCCCAUUCCAUCGCGACAGCACAGCGGCAAAACAACGCGCCUUGCCCCGUGUGCAUUAAUGCGAAGGAUUUGGAGCUAUUGACGUCCCAAACUAAUGCCUAUCGCUCAUCCACCGCCGCCCGGCCGGGUGAUUGGGCAGUGGGGUGGAUUCGCCAUUGUCACGCUCGGUCGGGGUGGGGUGCGAAAAAAUAAGUCCUCACUCGUGCCACUUUUCACCCAAUCGGACGGGUUCGCAAAGCAUAUGGCGUCUACUCGUCGUGCUAAUUUGCUUCCCCGCUCUGCUCCAUUUCCUCUCCCAAUUUGGCGCCAAGAAUGCAACAAACGCCCGUGGCGCAUUUCGAAAAAUUUAAUUUUCCUCAAUCCACAUUGAAGAAAAUUAAAUUUUUUCGCCACUUUCCAAUAGGCCUGUUUUGCGUUUUGUCACUCCAUAUUCCCACCAGCACGGGAGAAUUCCGAGGAAGCGGCGAACCCAAUUGCCUCCGCGUUCCCACCUAUCGAAAGAAAAAAGUUCGUCACAGUCACAAUUUUUCAUUUUUCGAAAAAUUGAAAGGUGAAAAAGAAGAAAUCUUCUGAUGUGGAGGAAACGCGCGACCUUUUCCCCUUCGACUGCAAGGGCCUUGUAUUUUGCAGAACUAGUGGUCUCGACGGCUUGACGGAGCUAAAUUCUAGCCAUUUCCGGGGCAGACGCGCUGAAGCACACAUGCCUCCGCAAGAGCUCCUACGCCUUCCUGGCUACGCAAAAAAUUCUUAGCGCAGCUACUGCGCCAAGAACUUUUGCAAAAUAUGUGCCAGCGAUGAGCGGCAACGCAUUUACGCGCGCCCCUCUAACGAAAUACCCAAAACACGGGGCUGAGUGCGGCACAUGUCACUGGGCGGACUAGGGCAGUCGACUACCUUGCCUAAAGGCAGAAGCAACUUACGCAAAUGCGCAAAAACCGCAAAUCUUUCCGACUGCAUGAAGCCGAAAAUUGGAAUUUUGAUUCUUGCGCGCCAUAGUCACUCGGAGAAAAACAGGUCAAAAAAUUGUUUUGAAACAGAACAAAAACGACAAAAAAGCGGAGCCUUUUUUUGUGAAAAAAGCUCCGAGUGACGAAGCGCUUCAAUUUCCAAAAAGCGGCAUUUUAGGUGCGGGAAAGCGAAAUCAUAUUCGCCAAAAAAGUUCGUCACUCGGCCAAUUUUUCGUUUCGGCGGGGGUCGAAAAAAAACUCGAGCGACCGAAAAAAACUAGGCCGAGUGACUGCGCGAACGAAUGUUCAAAAGGCAACUUUUGAAAAAAAAAAGCUGUCGCCGCUUUUUUGAAAUUUUGGGCGGUCUGCCCAAUGCCAAAAGAGGUCUGGACAGAUGUAACCAGGCCCAAUCACUUUUGCAGGCCGGCCUUGUGGCGGCCUUUUAGAUGUUCAACGGAACGAAGGCGGCCUGCUUUAUCAAGGGAGAAGUGGAAGGCCAUGGAGGCGCUGCGCGACCACUUGCGCGCUAGGUCCGUGUAAUCGAAGACACGCGCUCUGCCCCCUUUCCUGGUAGGUGUCCUUCCCUGUCAAAGGCUGUGGGGCCGCGCAGUGGGUAAGCUUCAGUGAGCUAAGACAACCCGGGCACGCAAAACGCAGCCAGGCCGUGGCUUCAGCAUGCCGCGCGAGGCCUGAAGUUUUUAAGCUGGUUGCUUUUUCGGCCAUCAAGUCAAAUUUUCAAUUUGCCCUGAUUUUUUUUCAAAAAAUGAAAAUUAGUGACUGUGACGAACUUUUUUCUUUCAAUACCACCACCACGGGAGAAUUCCGAGGAAGCGGGGGCGAACCCAAGUGCGAACACGUCCCCUGAGCCGGAAGCGGCACAACCCGCAGCAGACGCGCCUCCGGAGCCGAAGGUGAUUAUCAACAAGAGGAAAAAGAAGAUGAGUAAGGAGGAAAAGUUCCAGCAGAUGAAGGAUGACACGAAAAAAACGGAAGUGAUUGCUAUGACCCGCUCAAACGUUACAAUCUCAAACGUUACAAUAGAAUCUGGGUUUUGUAUUGCAUGAUGAGCAUGACAGACUCGGACAGCGUUCCACUUUCUGCAAUACAAAUUUCGCCAGAUUGCUGUGCGGAUUGGGACUCCAGAACUUGUCAUGCGCAAUCCUAUGGGAGUAAGCUAGAUAAUGCACUUCUUGCAACACAAAUUCCAGACUCUAUUGUAACGUUUGAGAUUGUAACACCUGAGCAGGUUAUAAUUGCGUUGAUUGAAUCGGAAAGAAAACGGUGCGCCGCGGAGGGUUUGUCCAUGCACCCAGAAGUCGCGAAACUAAUGUUGGAAGUGAUCGGAGACCCGCUGGAGGUGCCGGAAGCCAUGCGGGUGCAGGAAGCAUUUGACAUCGGGAAAAAACAAAUUUCGCUCGAGCUGUUGAAAGAGGUAGAUUGUCAGUUUUUUCUUGCAGAGAUUCAGUUCGUCUUGCGCGAUUCCUUUAUGUGAGAAUGGCAAUGGUUAUGGUUUUGUGAUGCAAAAACUGCGUUUACGAAGGAUUCAAUUACAAUUUCCUUAUCAAAUAAUUAUCAGCCCUCGACGAGUUCCCAUGGCCCAACCGUGACCUCCUCCUCCACCCAACUCUCUUCCUCUAUCGCGUCCUUCUACCUACAGCAGAAAGUGAAGGUAAAAACGCACGUGAAACUGGGCUACGAUCUGGGUGCGCUCGGGGAGGAGUACCAUAAAAACAUGGAGGUGUUUAUCCAGAAGCAGAAACUGAUGAAGCGGGAGAACGCGAAAAAAUUGCUUACCCAAGAUUACUAUGCAAUGCAAAAGCAUCGUACUAGUAUAAAUUGCAUUACAAAUUAGCCCAGCAUUACAAAUUCAACUUGUAAUGCUAAUUUACUUUGAGAAAGAGAUUUGUCAUGCAUAACUGCAAUUACUACGAGUGCGAUACUUUUGCACAGGAUAAUUACAAGAAUAAGGAGAAGGGCAUAAGUGACAAAACGGGGAAAAUCAUCUCCAUCCACCAUCCGUCGACACUAUGAGAGUGCACAACUCCCCCUCCCCCUCAUUUGUCAUGCAAAACCCUAAAUCGAGUCGCUUCCUUGUCGCACUGUUUGCAUGACAAAUUCCGGCGGCCCAAACAGUACUACACCAGGCACACAAAUUUGUCAUGCACGAGCUCCACGUGUGGUGGUGUUUGCAUUGCUGUUCAUGCGAUACAAAUGAGGGGGAGGGGGGUUGUGCACUCUCAUAGACACUGGCGUCGGAACAGGAAAAAGUCGCGGAAAAACACUCCGAAACGAUCAAAAACCGAGAGAAGAUCCGCGACGCGCAGAUGUUUGUGAGCCGGAAGUAUUUGCCGGCGGUGUAUGAACGGGUGGUGAUCGAGAAAGUGAUGGAGUAUAGGUUUGUUUUUCGUCGUGGUUUUUGAUGCAUGACAAAGCGCUUGUUUUCGGCUGUUGUUUGUGCAUGUAUGACAAAGUUCUUGAAAUAUCACCAAAUUCUUGAAAAUGAAACAGGACUUCCGGCGGUGCCGUUCCGGGCUUAUUCCCCGGGAAAAACGACAAUCUGACCAACAAGUACGGCUCCCCAUUUCUCCAGAUGGACACGCUUCCGGAGCCGAACAACAACCAAAAAUCGUCCAACAAGAACAAAACCAGAAAGCAAACCAACCAUUCCGGCCCAUCAUCCACGACCGCGUCCGGUGUCACCACCGCCGCGCAGACCACCAUAUUCAUUGCAAAUACGUCUGGGUCUGGAAGGUCAACACAACUUGUGAUGCUAUCUUUGCACUCUACAUAAAAUCUGUAUUGCAUGAACAGCAAAAGGUCCACUUUUUGCUACGCGGAGAGAGACGUUCUCAUGCGGUACGAGCAUCAGAAAGCCCUCGCAGAAUCUGUGAUGCUAGGGCAUGCAUCACAGACAUCAUGGGUCAUGGAAAAUAUGCAUGACAAACCUGGCACUUUUCCAGACCCAGACAUAUUUGCAUUUGAUACACCACUGCGGGGUACUACAUGGCGAGUUCCGCGGCGACCACCGCGCAGGACGGGCAGGAUAUGCAAGAAAAAAACCGCGUAAGUGUAACUCUGUAAUGCAGAACCUGCAACAGAGUCACGCUUGUCAUGCCAGACAACCACGAAGUCCUGUUUUCAUGUGUGUUUUCACUUGCAAUCCAUGCACGACAGGUUUUCUCUUUCAUGUAGAGCAAAUUUGUGAUGCUGUCAGCCAAACAGACUUACGCUAACACAGUUUUUUUCUUGGAUACAGGAAUUCCGGGAGUCGGAUACGUGGAAGAACACAAGAAGGUCUAUCGACAUCUACGGCGUGAAUCCCGAAUUCCUCCGUUCCGGCAACAUGGCCAGCGAGUUCAACGCGGUGGCGAGUUACUACGAUGACAUCGCGUAUGGGGGUGUCAGGAUUGAAAUCGACAAAGUUUAAACAACUUGUAAUGCAUAAAAUCGAUACCAGUUGGAAGCCCAACUUCCAAGCGGUGCAUGACAAAUUUUGGCACCGUCUAGAGCCAGUUUGUCAUGCUGUUUAGGGACAGAAGCCGUCUUUUGUCAUACUACUUUAGUAGCUCUUUCGCAGAUCCCAAGCAGGCUGACAGUCGGCCUCACUUGCCACCCCUGCAAGAGAGUCACUUCAUGCCUUGCAAUUUUAUGCAUGAGAAAUUACUUCAACUUUGUCGAUUUGAAUUCUGACACUUCCAUAUCGCGGAAGCCCGGGAGCAGCAAGUUUUGUUCAUGUCGCAAACGUAUGGAUUGCAAAAAUGUCUGGGUCUGGAAGGAUACAACUUGUGAUGCUACUUUUGGAAUCUAGAUAAAAUCUGUAUUGCAUGAAGAGCAAAAGAGGUGUAAUUUGUGCUACGCGGAGAGAGCGUUUCUCAUGCGGUAUUAGCAUCAGAAAGCCCUCGCAAAGUCUCUGAUGCUAGGGCAUGCAUCCCAGACCUCAUGGGUCAUGUAAAAUCUGCAUGACAAACUCCUGCACUCUUCCAGACCCAGACAUUUUUGCAUUUCAUAAAACGGCGUUGGCGCAGCAACAGCAGUUGGGUGGGAACAACACGUCCACGCAAUCGCAACAACAGCAGAAGGAAAUGAUGGCGCAGACGUACCAUGCGGGGACGGGGCCGUUUUACCAACCACAGAAUAAUGGAAAUAGUAAUAAUUCCGGCAACAAACUCUACCACCACCGACCACGGGCAGAAACGCAGAACACGAAAUUGGCGAAAAUUUCUGAAAAACCUCCGGCGACCUUGGACGAGAUGGAAGCGGACGUGCGGGGGGAUUUCGAGCAGUCCAGGCCGAAGAGGAGAUCCGACAGCCGAUCUGUUCCGCCGCCCGCAAGUAACCCGGGGGCGGACGGUAGUGGUGCGCCUGGUCCUGCAGAAACCAACGUGAAAAUGGGAACGCCGCAGAACACGGUGGAAGAUUUCGAUAUUCCGCAGUACAACUACCCUUUGCCAGAUGUCGUUUCCUCCGCCGAGCAGACUUACAAAACCAGCAGUGAAAACGAGGAUUUAUUGUUGAACGAGCAAAGCAAAAACACAGCAGGUAGUCUCGGGACAGACGAAGAUAGGUCGUUGACUGCAUCGAGUAGGCCGAAGACGAAGGAUAGCAUUAUCCCACCAUCGGUUGUCGCCGCUAGUCCGUACGGUCAGAUCGAAGUGUUAAAUUUGGACGACAUGCAGGAGAAGAAACGGGAGAAGAAAAGGAAAAAAACCGCAGGAGGAACAACUUCUGGCGGAAAUACAAAUCCGUCUUCGAAAAACAACAGUCUGAACAACACAAAGUCUUCCGGUUUUUCCACCCAGUCUAAAGAGUCGAAAAAAUCCUCCGGACAGGGUUCUAUUGCGGACAUAUGCAUUGCAAAAAUGUCUGGGUCUCCUGGAAGAGUUCGAAUUUGUGAUGCGAAGUCUACAUCAUGACAAGAUCUGGCAUGCAUGACUAGCAAAAGGGUCCAGCUCUUCUUACCGAAAGAGGUGAUUUGUCAUGCGGAUUAGGCAUUGGGGCACCUGCUCAACAAAGUCUGUAAUGCUAGAGCUUGCAUGCCAGACGAUCAGGGUCAGGCAAAAACUGCAUGACAGAUCUCACAUUCUUGCUCCAGACCCAGACAUAUUUGCAUUUGAUAGGGCACCAGUAAGGAACAUUCGACCACGAAGCCAUUGGCGAGCCCCUACGCGGGGGACCAGGUGGAGAUGCUGUUGUCAGGCAGCGGGUCGGACGUGAAUUCGAAAAAGAAAACAACUACAACUUCUCCGAAGAGAAAGAAAACAACCGAUCCGGCAGCGAAGAAGAAGAAACAGCAUCAAUCUACCACCUCGAAAGAAUCGAAAAUGACGGACACUUCAAAACUAGACUCCGAGGAAUUUCCGAUGCCAAGUGGUUCUGACGAUAAAGUUGUCUCCGGUACUGAGGAGGAGUCCGGUUCUGGUACCGCUCCGGCGACAACGAGCGAAACGGAGCAAAAUCAAGUAAAACCGGCAGAACAAACCGAACCACUCGACGAGCCCAUUGCGUCAGAUGAUGAACAGUACCAAAACGAGGAGUUUGAGCAGGAGGAAGUUGAGGAAACACCCAUGAUAUGCAUUGCAAAAGUGUCUGGAUCUGGAAGAGUGCAAGACUUGUCAUGCUAAAUCUGGACCAUGCAUGCAAAAAUUUGUGUUGCGUAGCUACCAUCAAAACAAGCUGUUCAUUUUUGACCAGGAUGGGAGGGAGUUUUCCAUGCAGAAUAGGCAUGAUACACAUGUCACAGAAUCUGUCAUGCCAGGUCCUGCAUUCCAGACUUUAUGGGUCACGUUGCACCUGCAUGACAAGUCGUGAAAUCGUCCAGACCCAGGCAUAUUUGCAUUUGAUACAUGAACAACGAGGGUGACCACACCUUUUCCAAACCAACCACCGCGCAAACGGAAUUUCUGGAAAGGAACGUGACAAGUUCCGGAUCUACUGCGAUUGGUUCCGGAGGGAAAUUAGUGUCAUCAUCUGGGAAGAUGAAAGCGGGAACAUCGGCGUCGAAAAGCAGCCAAGGUGGGCAGAAGAAAAGCAGCAGCACUUCUAAACCGCCUCGAACAUCUUCUUCCCAUUUAUCCAUUUCCACGGCUGGCUCUUCCGAGGGGCAGAAGGAAAAUCAGAACCAGGUGGAGCACUUCCCGUUUCCGACCGUAGCGGAGAAUGAGAUUUUUUCCCCGCAGGACAAUGUUCUUGGGUCGGAAUCGCCUUUAGGGGCGGCGGUGCAAAAUCAUGUCGGAAUGGACACGAGAACCGGGAAGUUGGAAUUGGUAGAGAACCAGGACAAGUUGCAACAAAGAUUGCUGCCGUUUGGUGUGAGUGACGACAUGACGCCGGGGGAGAAGCCAGCGGCCGUGCCGCCGAGAAGUCGGGGCGCUGUGCCUUCUAGUCGGGAAAGCAGCACGACAAAUGCUGGGCGGAUGACAACCCCUGCUGCCUCAUCCGGGGCGAGGAACCGGCCGUCUACGAAAUCAUCCUCGGAAAGGAAAGUACCUGGAAGCAGUGGUGGAGCAAAUUCUAGGGGAAAAACGCCAGCUGCGUCUUCCUCUUCCCGAGGGAACCCGGGGGCGACAACCUCCUCCCAAUCUUCGCAACGGCCGCAGUAUCAGAUGCAAAAAUGUCUGGGUCUGGAAACUUGUAAUGCUGAGCGAGUUAGAAUGUGGAUGCCACACAUGAUGGCUCAGCAUGACAAGUUUCUGAGCUUCUGAGCCUUGCCUAUUCCGCAUGACAAACUGCGUUUUUGCAUCACAGAAAAAUAGCGCCUUUGGGUAACGCGCACGACAGACUUAAGAGUCUUGCUAGCCUAGCAUGACAAACCUUGCACUUUUCCAGACCCAGACAUCUCUGCAAUCCAUACGCAGCACGGGGGUACAAGGCCGUCGUCCACUGCGAAGCAGCCUUCGCCGCCAGCCUCGAGUCAAAGCACGACGAGGGAGAGAGAGCAGAGGCGAGCAGGGGAACAACAGCCGCGAACAAGCGCACAACAGACAACAAGUACAGCGCAGGUUGCAGCACCUAUAACGACGACAACAGCACAGCAAGGAGAAUCCGCCACGCCAGAGGAAAAUUACUCCGAUGAUGAAUUUGAAGAAGACGACCAAUUCAUUUUAGAGAACAACAUGCCGACCAUCUGGGCGGGCGAUCCCCAAGCGGCUUCCAUGUUCGCACCGAAUGAUAACGUAGAACAGCAGUCAACUAGACCAAAUUCCUCCGCCGCGGGCUCGAUGGUGAGUUUUUCUCGGCCGGGGACCCAGCAAUCGAUGUUCCCGCCAGGAAAUCAGCCGGGGACAAGGCCAGGAACGUCGAGCGGAAAUGCAGAUAACCUCUUCCCAUUUGACGAACCGGCGACGGCGACGCAGGCUGGUGCAAAUAACGGCAUGACUACACAGGGGAAUAACAGUACUAACAGCGUCGGCCGGCCGGGAACCUCAGAGUUCCAACAUCGCCCUGGCACUUCCUCCUCCGCGUCGAUCUCCACUCAGCAAGUGCUUUCCCAGUCGAAUUUCAACAACUCCCAGAACCAACAGGUCACUUUCGCCACGGAAUUCGCCACCCCAGACCCGUUUGGGAACAUUCUGAUCCGUCCGGAUAGUUCUUCCUACGGGGAAAAUGAUUCUCUGCGGGACUCGAAAUCGUCGAGAAAGAAAAGGAAAUCCUCCAGGUCUAGUAAAUCCAGGGGCGGAGACCGGGACAGGGAAAACCUCUCUUCCGCCCACCACAGCCGGGAAAUCUCGGGCGAGUUAUUUGCCGGGGAGUUUUCGGAGUCCCGGCCGAACACGGGGUCGAAUUCGAUUAGGAGUCAUUCUAGGUCUAGCAGACAGUCGAACCGACCGCAGUUGGCGGAGCCGAACGAAUUUGACUUUCAGGGGGAAUUCGAUCCGGAGGAAGACACGGCGCGGAAACAGAGGAAGAGACGGAAUAAGGAUCGGAGUUUGUAGGGGGUGGAGAAUGUGAGUGGAAAUUAGGUGGAGGAAAGAAGUGAAGAUAUGUAUGCUUGCUGCUUCGUCAGGGGCAGAUGUGAUUUUCACACGAAUCAAUUAGAACUAAACCAUUAUUUCCGUAAAAUCUUCCGCUGCUAACUGAAGAAAACAGUUCUGCAGUGAAUUAGUUGCGCGCACCUAUGUUGGUAAUUUCAGAAUCAAUUACCGCGAGAAAAAUUAGCGAUUCGCUUUUUUCCCCGCAUGGGAAACUGGCUUGAGAUACGAACUAAGCUACUUAUGUGAAAAUGACGAAUAUUACAGGUUUCAACUUUGGCAGUUUUAUGAGAAAGAAAAAUAUCGGCGAAAAUCAACUCACAACCAAUGUUAAUGCUGAGAAGAAGACAAGCGCUUCUUCGUCUUCGUACUUGCAUCUGUUACAACUUUUUCGUAUACAGCAAAGAUCAAGAUACCUCUAUCAGACCUCGCAAUAAUGACUGACUGUGAUAUUAACUCGAAGCCUGUUUGUGGGCUUUUUCCCUGUUUCGUAAAGCUAAAAUCUUCUCUUCAACGACCUGACUAUCUCCUAUCUCGAAAAUGUUUCAAACUAGCUUUUGCUACCGGUGAACUAAAAAGCAGCUUAUUCUACCUGUACAAAA